Molecule: messenger RNA, 1495 nt
Organism: Spizellomyces punctatus DAOM BR117
Lineage: Eukaryota; Fungi; Chytridiomycota; Chytridiomycetes; Spizellomycetales; Spizellomycetaceae
Product: homoserine kinase
Exons: 1
Coding region: 299-1366 (355 amino acids)
Biological process (GO): L-threonine metabolic process
Molecular function (GO): ATP binding; homoserine kinase activity
Source: RefSeq, a predicted model, not a curated record
GUUGGAGCGGGCCAUCGAAAAAGAGAUGAAAGUCGAGCAAUGGCCGUACGCCCGCAAGCGAUAACGGAUUUGCAAAAUACUUGCUAGGAAGGCAAGCAGGCAAGCACACACUGCAAACUUGGAGCAGAAGCCUGUUCUGUGUGCUAAAAACUUCCAACCUGGUUAUUUGAAAUGGAAUGCAUUAAAUCAUGAUGUUGAUCUUAUCUUAUUGUCAUGGCAACAUCUGAUGGUUAGGCGAUGAAGUACCGCCCCGACUUGGAUCUUGCCCUUCCUGGUUUGUUUGUUCACCACAGACAUCAUGUCACGAAAAAUCACUAUCCGCGUUCCCGCAUCGACUUCAAACAUUGGGCCGGGAUUCGAUGUGUUGGGAGCAACACUCUCCCUCCAUCUCACGCUGACAGCCACCUUGUCGCCCACCUUACAGUCCGUCAGCAUCACAUACACUGGGAACAACCCUCACACGGUGCCAUUGACAGUCCUUGACAAUCUCAUCACACGAACAGCCUCGUACAUUGCUGCUGUGCACAAUGUCUCGCUUCCGCCUAUGGACCUUCACAUUGAUAACCCUAUUCCACUUGGCAGAGGUUUAGGUUCAUCAGGCGCAGCUGUGGUUGCUGGCGUGAUCUUGGCCAACCAAGCAUGUCAGUUGGGUUUGAGUAAAGACAGAAUGCUGGACUUUUGUCUGGUUAUUGAGGGCCACCCUGAUAACAUUACGGCGAGUUUGAUUGGGGGCUUUUGUGCGAGCUAUCUGGCAGCCAGUGUAGAGCAGGAGCAUAGAGAGUUACAUGAAUUGGAGAAGAGCGGAAAGUUGAUUCCUAAAUUGAACGGCGUGGCGAAUGGGAGUGUUGGGUUGCCCGUACCUCCGAUUGAAAACAUUGGGCGAUACGUCCGGUUACCGCUUUCGAAAGCCAUUCGGGCUGUUGUGAUCAUUCCAAAGUUUGAAUUGUCAACAAAGUUGGCGCGAAGUGUCUUACCGGAUGUAUACCCCCGAGCAGACGUUGUCUUCAAUCUGCAACGUCUCGCUGUUUUGACGUCAGCUCUGUGUGCCGAAGUACCCUCCCCGGACAUUGUCUACACCGCCAUGCAAGACAAGAUCCACCAACACUAUCGUCAGCACCUCGUUCCCGGUCUCCCCCAAAUCCUUGCAUUGACACCUCAGGAUCUACCCGGAUUGUUGGGCAUAUGUGUAUCUGGUGCGGGACCGACAGUAUUGGCACUAGCAACAGGCAACUUUGAAGAGAUUGGAGCAAAGGUGCAGGGAAUAUGGACGUCGAGCGUGGGUGCGGAUGGGAAACCUAUUGAGAGCGAGGUUCUCAUAUUGGAUGUAUUGAAAGACGGAGCAUCUUGGGAGAGUGUAGAUUUGUAGUUUCUACACAUAUUUAUGUAAAUUACACAUAGACAACAGAUUCGUUCUUUAGUACGUUUUGAAAUGUAGCCGUGCAUGGACAGACAUGAAAACAGCGAUAUCUUUGCUCGCCACAAGCGUCAACCGCGC